GAUGUCGCGAGAGAAAAAGAAACGUUUUGAACUUACUCGAUUUAUUGCUGAGGCGGGUCUGAAGCUCAAACUGCCUUGUGUGGCCAUUGCAACUGCUACUACUCUGUAUCAUCGCUUUGGUUCGUCGUCUAGUGACGCUGAUGAAUACGAUCAACAUCUGGUGUCUGCAGCUUGUCUCUAUCUGGCCUCAAAAAUCGACGAGUCUCCAGUCAAAGUCCGGGAUGUCGUCAACGUUUGUUACAGAUGUCUUCACAAAAAUGAACCAUCACUCGAAGUCGGCAGCUUAUUCUGGAAGCUAAGAGACAGUGUAGUCACGUGUGAAUUUGUCAUUCUAAGAACGCUGGCCUUUCAGGUCUCUGUAGACCACCCACACACAUAUCUGUUGCAUUACCUGAAAGUGAUGUCUGACUGGAUUUCACCUGACGUGUGGAAGUCUGUACCCCUCACGUCACUCUGCUGGUCUCUUCUCAAUGACAGUUGCCACACUGAUCUUUGUCUGCACUUCUCUGGCGAGCAAGUGGCCGUGGCGUUACUCUAUAUGGCUCUGCAAUCAUUCCAGAUAGAUGUGCCCAGUCAAUCAACCAAUAAGAAAUGGUGGAAGGUGUUGUGCAGUUCGUGUGACAUGAAGUCCAUUGAAGUUGUAUGUACUGAAAUGUUAGAUCUCUACAAUCUUGACACUGCUUUAGAGAGAGCAACAACUUCCAGAACUAGAAGUGCGUAGCACAUGUUUACAAUUU
This is a messenger RNA of Corticium candelabrum, 737 nucleotides long. RefSeq names its product cyclin-Q-like. Gene Ontology annotation, molecular function: cyclin-dependent protein serine/threonine kinase regulator activity. Bases 2 to 721 code for a protein of 239 amino acids. The transcript is spliced from 6 exons. Lineage: Eukaryota; Metazoa; Porifera; Homoscleromorpha; Homosclerophorida; Plakinidae. Gene Ontology annotation, biological process: regulation of transcription by RNA polymerase II. Gene Ontology annotation, cellular component: nucleus. The record is from RefSeq and is a predicted model, not a curated record.